Molecule: messenger RNA, 1922 nt
Organism: Vigna radiata var. radiata (mung bean)
Lineage: Eukaryota; Viridiplantae; Streptophyta; Magnoliopsida; Fabales; Fabaceae
Product: DNA cross-link repair protein SNM1
Exons: 10
Coding region: 91-1716 (541 amino acids)
Biological process (GO): double-strand break repair via nonhomologous end joining; protection from non-homologous end joining at telomere; interstrand cross-link repair
Molecular function (GO): damaged DNA binding; 5'-3' DNA exonuclease activity
Source: RefSeq, a predicted model, not a curated record
UUUAUCGCAAUCUCCUUAAUUUCCCGCGGUAUCAUUUUAAAAAACCAAAUCGCAUUUAAUUUCGACCAUUUACGCGCCGUAACGAACGCCAUGGCGCUAUCCACCGACGCAUCACCACCACCUUCCUUAGGAGAAGAACCGUUACCUCACGACGGCGACGGUUACGACCUUAACGAUGAUGAUGGUGCUUCGAUCGGCGUCGUUUCACUGGACGAUGAGGGUUUUCCGUCGCAACUCCCGGGAUCGGAAACGCCGUCGAAAAAGAGCAGUUUCACCGCCGAUUUCUAUCGUUGCGGAACCGAUUGGUCCUCGCUGAUGUUGCAGGAUGAUAAAAAUAAUAGACACUCCGAUUUGGAGCGCGAUUCGGGGAAGAAGAUGAAGCAGGCCAACCUGUUCCAGAUUUGGGGUUUCAAAAGAAGCGACGCCGUUGGUUUAGUUGAAUCUGGACCGAGUUUGAGGGUUUAUUCUGAUAAAGGAGGUAGUUCUUCUGAAAGGAAGAUUGUGAAACCUGGAAAUUGGGGUUCGAUUUCGCGCGACGGAGGAAAAGAGUCCGAGAACACGAAAUCUCUCCGCAAGAGAAAGCGUUUCAGUGGUGAAAAUAGGGCUACACAUUCCUGUCCCUUUUAUAAGAAAAUCCCAGGGACAACAUUCACUGUUGAUGCUUUUCGGUAUGGGUCCGUGGAAGGGUGUUCAGCGUAUUUUCUUAGUCAUUUCCACUGCGAUCACUAUGGUGGCCUUAGCAAGAAAUGGUCUCAUGGCCCUAUUUAUUGCUCUCCUCUCACGGGACGGCUUGUUCAAAUGUGUCUAUCGGUAAAUCCUUUGUAUAUCCACCCUUUGGAAUUUAAUACGGAGCAUGUGAUUGAUGGUGUCAAAGUGACUUUUUUAGAAGCUAAUCAUUGCCCUGGUGCGGCUUUGAUUCACUUUAGCCUCCCAAAUGACCAACGUUAUUUGCACACUGGGGACUUUAGAGCGUGUAAACCAAUGCAAGCUUACAGUCUUCUUAUAAAUCAACGUGUAAAUGUACUUUAUUUGGAUACUACAUAUUGCAAUCCAAAAUACAGGUUCCCUUCCAAGGAAGAUGUACUAAAUUAUGUCGUCAAAAUUACAAAGAACCAUCUCAAAAUUCAUCAGAAAACUUUAGUGGUCGUCGGGGCUUACAGUAUUGGCAAAGAAUGUGUAUAUCUUGCAAUUUCUAAAGCUCUUGGGGUAAAAAUUUAUGCCAAUGCUUCAAGAAGACGGAUUUUACAAGCUUUUGAUUGGUCCGACCUUUCUGAUAGACUCUGUACAAUAGGAAUGAGCACGCUUCUCCAUGUCCUGCCCAUGUCAUCUUUGAGACCUGAGACCUUAAAGGAUUACUUGAAGACAUACAAGGAUCAAUUCACAGCAGUUUUGGCGUUCCGUCCAACAGGUUGGACUUUCAAUGAAAAGAUAAGCAACGAUCUGGAACUAAUUAAACCUGUUACCAAAGGAAAUGUCACGAUUUAUGGAGUUCCUUACAGUGAGCAUUCCAGCUAUACAGAACUGCGAGAUUUUGUUCAGUUUUUGAGACCUGACAAGAUCAUUCCAACUGUGAAUGUUGGGAAUGCUGCUAAUCGAGAAAAGAUGCAAUCCUAUUUCCGAGACUGGCUGAGUUUAAGCUCCGUUGUGCUUCCCAUUUGUUGGCUGCAAUGCAGGGCAUUCAUCAACUUUAUGACAACCAAAGUAGGACCAGAAUAAAACAUUCAUUCUGAUAUUCUCUGAAGAGUCCUUUAGCAAUGUCCAAUUUGAACAUUGUUGCAAAACAAGUAAAUGCUGUAUCUCUAUGCGGUUGGAUUGACCCAGUAUAACUUUCGCUAAAGCUGUGCAUGUGAUUGACCUAAUCUGAUUGUAUUUUGUGAAAUAAUCCACAUGUAGAUAUGAUUAAAAUAUUAUUAGAUAUUGUU